This is a messenger RNA of Podospora pseudocomata, 2112 nucleotides long. RefSeq lists its product as uncharacterized. The transcript has a single exon. The coding region runs from base 1 to 2112 and encodes 703 amino acids. The record is from RefSeq and is a predicted model, not a curated record. NCBI's taxonomy places the organism in Eukaryota, Fungi, Ascomycota, Sordariomycetes, Sordariales, Podosporaceae.
AUGGGCAACAACAACAACAGCAGAACACCGACUCAGGACGAUCCCAAUAUCACUACAACUACAGAAUGGGACUCAGGUGAUAGCGAGGGCGUCGAUUAUGUCUACCAGGACAACCGCAAGCCCUCGCCCCCUUCCGACAAGAAGACCGUGAAGGCCAGGAGUCCAAGGAGGAAGAGAUCACCCAAGGCAAAACCCCGCUGCCACAAGUGCGUAUGUGGAGCAACUUUACACACGCCUGCCGCUGACGAAGAUGUCGGCGAAGAAACCGUCUUUGAGUUAGACACCGACUCUGAGAACGGCGGAUCCCACCGGAGCCAUCCGACGAGGCCAAAAUCCCCUCCUACGCCUGAGCCCAAGUCGCCAACCCCUGAACCCAUUCCACAGCCCCCCCCGGAGAGCCAGGAAAAGAGUCGCAAGGUCAAGAAGAAGAAGAGCGCUACCAAGAAGAGUCACUCCAAAAGGUCUCCAUCUCCGUACAUUGAGGAGUACCCCGAGCAGGCUACUAGGCCAACCAUCCUUUUGAGAGAGCACAAGGCUCCCCGAAGAUUCUCCACAUCCGAUGCCAAACGUGCGGUCGACACCGAAGAGCGCUCCUCGCCGACGUCUUCUGCGAGAGGCAGAUCACCCCCAGCCAGACGCUUUUCGACCGCAUCUCCGGACAAAGCGGCGAGACCUUCCCCCAAACGACCUUCGCACCGUCGACAUCAUCUUGCAGCCAUGCAAAGUGCGGAGGGCGAGCACCCCCUUGGGACAACACCACCCAAGAAGCUCAUCGGCAACCAUGGGGACCGCGACCAGGUCUCCGAGGUGGAAGACACUGGGCCGCCAUUCCCACGCCAAACACAUCAUGGCUCAAGUAACCAAAUACCCAAAAAAAUUACUCGCAGUUCAGCCUGGACGGAGCAUCAGCCACAAUAUUCGUCAUCGUGGCCGCUUAACCCAGGUUUCCAUCACCCACCGGGACAACCACCUCAGCAACCAGCACAGCAAGACCUUCAGUACGACAGCGAUGACGAGAGUGAACAUGAUACACCACACAACGAGUCCAAGUUUGCGGACAACACUUUUUCGAGACCGUCUAGACAGUCUUCAUUCAUGGGGGACCAGUGGCAGAUGGAUGAAGAGUUGAAGAGAGAUAGGGAGUGGGAGGAGGAACAAGAGAGGGAAAGAGAAAGGAUAUUGGAAAGGGAACGAGCUCUGCAGAGAGCUCGAGAGUUGGAGAUGGAGAGAGGCUUGAGCAGAGAAAGAGCACGGGAGAUGGAACGCCAACGAACACAGAGAGAGUUUGAAGAGCGACAACGACUCGAACGAGAGCAAGAGGAGCGACGACGCCACGAGGAGCGUGAGCGUGAGCGUACCCGUUCUAUGCCCCACCGGCGCCGAACAAUGCCCGCCUGGUUGGCUGUAGGAAAUAUGGAUCAGGGCCCCAAGUCUGUGGUCACGGAGCUAUGCGAUAUUUGGCGUGGCCGUGCUUCCGACUGGGAGUCUCCAUAUCCUUCAGACAAUGAAAUCUACUCCGACGACGACGACGACAUGGGCCACCACAAUCGACCUUUCCACCACGGUGGUCCAUCAAGGUUACUGCUCCUCGACAGCUGCCCACCGCGAGAGACUUCCCCCUCACUGCUCCCACCACACGGAGCUAGAAGUCAUUUUGGUCUCGCUCCUAUGGGGCGCCCGCCUGCACCGACAACGAGAUCCCGUUCCCCUGCUCCCUUCCCAGGUCCCCGUUUGGGUCGCACUUGGGCAGGUCAUUCAAGCAGCAAUACGGUGAACGGGUUCUUGCUGUUGGAGGCGGGGCCCCUGUUGAUGGAACCUGAGAUGAUGGAUGAGGAUGAACAAGGGGAGGAGAUGUUCCCACAAGGCACUGAUCCUGCGCAUCGAGGGUGGACGUAUCCAAUGGUGAGUCCUGUUUCGGAACCGCCUCGACUUUCACGGUCGGUGGUUUUGAGAAGACGGUCGAUGGCACCGGAUGAGCCACCUAUUUUUUGCGCGAGGAAGACGAAGGAGAUGUUGUCGCCUACGCCGGUUAGGGCAACGAGGUUUGAUUUUGAAGGUUGGGGUCGCGAUAGGAGUUCGAGGAGUUCGUUGGGGUUGGGGUUGAUGGGUUGA